This is a messenger RNA of Andrographis paniculata, 2323 nucleotides long. Its product is annotated as L-ascorbate oxidase homolog. The record is from RefSeq and is a predicted model, not a curated record. NCBI's taxonomy places the organism in Eukaryota, Viridiplantae, Streptophyta, Magnoliopsida, Lamiales, Acanthaceae. Gene Ontology annotation, molecular function: copper ion binding; oxidoreductase activity. The transcript is spliced from 7 exons. The coding region runs from base 355 to 1980 and encodes 541 amino acids.
UGAAAAUAUUUAGGAACUUUUGAAGUGGGAUGUAUAUCGAGUCAAGAAUUAUGAUGCUGCUAUGUUCUGUCACUCACUGUCUCUUAGCUUUUUAUUGUUUUUCUUUUCUUGACGUGUUUUUGUUGCCUAUCUUUUCUAUAACCCAUCAAAUUUUCACAUUCUCAAAUACACGCCUUUGAUGCUGGACAAUGUUUGACUUUAUUUUCUUAUUCUCUCUCUCUCUAGAUAUAUAUAUAUGUAUAUAUAUAACCCUCUUACUAUUGUUAUCAGCAUCGCCGUUUCCAUCCCUUACUUUCUUUCCUCAGAGGAAAAAGCAGAGGGGGAAAGGGCUUUUAACAGAUUUGGUGUUGAAAAAUGACAGAACUGAAACUUGCAGCAGUAGUUCUGUUUGUGGUUUUCUCCAUUAGUGCUGCAGAAAACCCUUAUAGAUUCUUCGAGUGGAAUGUCACCUAUGGCACCAUUUCUCCUCUUGGCGUCCCCCAACAGGGAAUUUUGAUAAAUGGACAAUUCCCAGGGCCUGAGAUAUUCUGUGUCACCAAUGACAAUAUCAUCAUCAAUGUUUUCAACAGCCUGAAUGAGCCUUUCCUCAUCCACUGGAAUGGUGUCCAAAACAGGAGGAAUUCGUACGAGGAUGGCGUGGCAGGGACGACAUGCCCGAUCCCUCCCGGCAAAAACUUCACGUACAUUCUGCAGAUGAAGGACCAAAUUGGUAGCUACUUCUACUUCCCUUCCCUCGCCUUCCACAAAGCCGCUGGCGGCUAUGGUUCCAUAAAAAUCCUCAGCCGGCCCCAAAUCCCGGUUCCUUUUGAUCCCCCGGCCGACGACUACUCCCUCCUCAUCGGUGAUUGGUACAAGUCCAACCACACUGCCCUCAGAGCCAUUCUUGACGGGGGCAAGAAGCUCCCUCCCCCUCAAGGCAUUCUCAUGCACGGCCAGGGCCCGAACGUCACAUCAUUCACCGUCCAACAGGGGAAGACGUAUCGAUUCAGGUUCUGCAACGUCGGGCUGCAGAACUCGCUCAAUGUUCGCAUCGACGGCCAUGAUAUGCUGUUGGUGGAGGUGGAAGGGACACACACAGUGCAGGUGAGCUAUUCCUCGCUCGACAUCCAUGUCGGACAGUGCAUGUCAGUCCUCGUCACAGCAAAUAAGCCGCCUCGGACGUACUACAUUGUCGCCACCACCCGCUUCACGGUGCCAUCACAGACCCUCACCGGCAUCGGUUUCCUUCGCUAUGGAAACUCCAAUAGCCCCCCAUCUGGCCCCCUCCCCGGGGGUCCGACCGAAGUUGUUUGGUCCCUCAAUCAAGCUCGUUCCAUUAGGACGCAUCUCACCGCAAGUGGUCCGAGGCCGAAUCCACAAGGAUCGUACCACUACGGCAUGAUAAAUACCUCGUUGACCAUCCGGCUGUCAAGCUCCGCAGGCCAAGUCAAUGGCAAGCAACGGUACGCCCUCAAUGGCGUAUCCUACGUUCAUCCCGACACGCCUUUGAAAGUCGCCGACUAUUUCAGCAUCGGCGGAGUUUUCCGCGUGGGUAGCAUUCCUUACACUCCCAACGGCCGGGGAAUCCGUCUUGACACAUCGGUCAUGCACGCCGACUACAGGGCAUUCGUAGAAAUCGUAUUCGAAAACCCGGAAGACAUCAUCCAAAGCUAUCACCUCAAUGGCUACGCCUUUUGGGUCGUAGGAAUGGACGGAGGGGCAUGGAAUAGCGUCAAAAGCCGGGCUCAAUACAAUCUACGCGACGCCGUCAGUCGAUACACAGUUCAGGUGUACCCGAAAUCUUGGACGGCGAUCUACGUUUCGCUCGACAACGUAGGCAUGUGGAAUUUGCGAUCGGAGUUCUGGUCGAGGCAGUACCUCGGGCAGCAAAUGUACCUCAGAGUUUACACGACGUCGACGUCGUUGAGAGACGAGUAUCCGAUCCCGAAGAAUGCACUGCUGUGUGGCCGGGCGACGGGAAGACACACACGGCCACUUUAAGGUUGUGGCCAUGGCUGCCUGUAAGAAAAAAUUUGCGAGUUUUUUAUCUUUAACCAUGGUUUAGACAGUGUUGGUUUGGUUAAUUUGACCUUAACUCGAGGUCUCUCAUUCUUUCGGUUUGUAACUGGGUUUCAUUGUUGUUGUCUAAUCUUCAAUUUAUGCCCCCAUAAUAAAUACUAGCAUAUCAUAUAUACAUAUCAAUUGAAUUUUAUUUCAUUGGGUGGAUUCUUUUAUUUUAUUUUAUUUUAUUUUAUUGAAUUAUGGGUAAAUUAUGUUACUGUAACUAUGUAAUGUUUUUACCCUGAUUAUAGUGGUAAAAUUCAGUAAAGUGAGUUGGAUUAAA